AAACAUUCGUUACAAAAAGAAAUGAAUAUAUUCAGUGUGAUUUUGAUAUUAUCUUUUAUUCUUUUUUAUGGUUGCGAUACAACUGAAGCAGAUUCAGUUCCAGUUUGUAUAAGGAAUUGCGUACAAUGUAAACAAAUGCUAGGAGUUUACUUUCAAGGAAGAGCUUGUGGAGAUUCUUGCGUUGUUAGUAAUGGAAGAGAGGUGCCGGAUUGUAAUAAUCCGAGAACUUUGGGAGUUUUUUUAAAAAGAUUUCUGUAAAUUAAAUAUUAGUUAG
Molecule: messenger RNA, 274 nt
Organism: Onthophagus taurus
Lineage: Eukaryota; Metazoa; Arthropoda; Insecta; Coleoptera; Scarabaeidae
Product: eclosion hormone
Biological process (GO): neuropeptide signaling pathway; ecdysis, chitin-based cuticle
Molecular function (GO): ecdysis-triggering hormone activity
Source: RefSeq, a predicted model, not a curated record